AGAUGCCUUGUUUAUUUCCGGGUUGUUUGAGUCGCAGAGGAGGGUACCAGCUCCUCCGCGACCCCAAGAAAAGCGGAUUAAACUCAUAUAGAGAUGUCGAAAGAGGACGAAGACGAAGUGCCAGACUCUGGUGCAGUGUUCACAUUUGGAAAAAGUAAAUUCGCCGACAACAUCCCCAGUAAAUUCUGGCUUAAAAACGACGUUCCCUUGAAAGUGUCGUGUGGAGAUGAACAUACCGCUCUGAUAACCGAAAAUGGAAAACUAUUCAUGUUUGGAAGCAACAACUGGGGUCAGCUUGGUCUGGGAUCCAAAGUCACUGUCAACAAACCUACCUGUGUCAAAGCUCUCAAAAGUGAAAAAGUUUCUCUAGUAGCAUGUGGAAGGAAUCACACCCUCAUCUCAACCGCACACGGUAACGUGUAUGCCACUGGUGGGAACAAUGAAGGUCAGCUGGGACUCGGCGACUGUGAUGAGAGAACAUCAUUCCAAAGAAUCAACUUUUUUGAUUCAUGUGGUCCAGUGGCAAUGCUUGCAGCAGGCUCCAACACCUCAGCCGCUCUCACCGAGCGAGGCAAGCUCUACAUGUGGGGUGACAAUGGUGAGGGUCAGCUGGGCCUGGGGAAGGAGAGUCAAGUCUCUGUGCCACAUGAAGUGAGUGUGGGACAAUCCAUCCGCUGGGUGUCUUGUGGUUAUUACCACUCUGCUUUUGUAACAGUGGAGGGCGCUCUUUAUACAUUUGGUGAGCGUGACAGUGGAAAACUAGGUCUGGGCACUGAUCAACUGAGCGGACACAAAGUACCUCAGAUAGUGAAGGGAAUCACAGAUCCGGUGACCCAAGUAGCAUGUGGUGGUGGCCACACAGUGGCGCUCACAGAGGAUGGCAUCUACUCUUUUGGACUGGGACAGUUCGGUCAGCUCGGGCAUGGGACCUUCAUCUUUGAGUCAAGGAUGCCGAGGCAGAUCGAUCACUUCAGGAAGGGCAGAGUUCAGCAGGUGGCGUGUGGUGAGAACCAUACAGCUGUCGUCACAGAUGGUGGAUUGCUCUACACGUUUGGAGAUGGUCGACAUGGUAAACUUGGGCUGGGUGAAGAAAACUUCACCAACCAGUUCAAGCCGACUCUGUGUUCGAGAUUCCUGCAAUAUCAGAUUGCGCAAGCUGUAUGUGGUGGCUGUCACAUGGUGGUCCUGGCUUGUCCUCGGGAUCCUGACUCCUGUGUUACUCUGGAAGAUGACGAUGUGGCAGAGGACGUUUUGGAGCGUCCGUACGUUGAGCUGCUGGACGGCACAUCUAAGUCAUCCACCUUGCAGAGAAGCAUCUCUGCCCGCGUGCGUCGCAGGGAGCGAGAACGCUCUCCAGAUCAGUUUGGGCCCAUGUUCCGGUCACUCCAAAACACAGACUCUUCAUCACUGCUCCAGCCAAUUCCUUCCAGCAGGACUCGUCCCCAGCCUAAGAGCAGGAAGACACUCAAUGCCAUAACUCACUCGCUCCCCAAGGAAGACAUUGAAACUUUGACAGACAGUGAAAGUGUCAAAGACUUUGGAGAAACAAGCGACUUUCUCAACAUGACCCACGUGAUGAAGUUGGACCCUGCAGAUAAAAGCCUCUCGCUCUCACCUGUCCACAAGAAGAUGCCUGGUAAGAGCCAAAAACAGAAACAAAAUUUGGCAAAGAGGCAAGUUUCAUCAACUAGCGCCAGUGAAGCUCAGAGUAGCUCACAGAGCUCACUGAGAAAGUUGCAACGUAACAAAGAAAACGUGACAAGUCAGAAGCAGCUGAAGAAACCAGCACCUCCCAGUGUGGGAUUUGCACGAAGAACAGAGCGAAAAACAGAACUUAGCAAGAGAAUGGACCAUAAGCAGAGCAAGGAUUUUAGCAAGAUGACCCGUUCUCAAGAUGGAGCGAGGUCAUCUGAGGGGAAGCGCUUCAAAAGUAAACCAAUUGCUGUUAGCUCAGCUGUUAAACGUGUUCAAAAAGAGCAGCCACACUCCACUACAGGACCCCUGGGGAAACAUAAAGACGAUGAUCUAGAGACAUCAGAAUCUUUGAGCUCAAAGCUCAGUAUGCUAGCCGGAGGAGCGGCUGCACUCGCUGCCGGAGCAACUUUGGUUCAACAGGUGGCGUCACUGAGUCAUUUUAACUCUCCAUCAGAGAGCAGCCGAGCUCCCAUUCAUGACAGUGCAUCACAUUCCCGGUCAGCUGAACUCAACAACAAAUCUGGGCCCAGUAUAAACAUAAUUCCUGCUGCAGGCAGUUUCACCAGUGAAGAGGAGAACACUGACAAGAUGGAAAGUAAGAAGAAGACAGAGGAAGAGCAAAGGACAAGUGCAGAUGUUAGUGAGGCAGAGGACGACACAGAGGAGGGAAACCAAACACAUAAUAAUGAAUUUGGAGCUGACCAGCAGGGUGGUGAGGGUGAUGAGGAUGAGGAAGACGGGAGUGAUGAAGCCAGAAGCAGUGAGGAAGAAGACAGUGUUCAAGCACACUCAGAAAGCGAAAAGGGUGGAGAAAAGACACAGAAAAAAGGUGAACAAGAGAAGGUUGAGGAGGGAGAUGAGGAUACAGAAUCUAGUCACAUGUCUGAAAGCAGAGAGGAGGAAAGUGAGGAUGAGGAGGGCAGUGAGGAGGAAGAUGAGGAAGAGGAACAGGAGGAUAGUAGCGCAGCCGUGGAGGAGGAGGAGAAGCAGAGUAGUGCAGAUGGUGCCAGUAGUGAAGAGGCUGGAAGUGAGAGUGGGAAAGAAGAUGGGACAGAGGAGGAAGACAGUGAAGAUGAAGCUGAAGAUGAGGAGCAGGAGCAAGAAGAAAGUGAGGAGGAGGAGGAAGAAGAUCAAAAUGAAGAGGAAAUGGAGGAAGAAGAAGAGGAAGAAGAAUCUGAGGACGAGGAGGAGGAGGAAGAAGAGGACGAGGAGGAAAGUGAGGGAGAAGAAGAGGAUGAAGAUGAAGAAGAAGAAGAAGAGGAGGAGGAGGAAGAAGAAGAUGAGGCAGAUGAGGAGGAAGAGGACGGAAAUGAAGAGGACGAGGAGGAGGAGGAAGAAGAAGAAGAAGAGGAGGAGGAAGAAGAAGAAGAAGAGGAGGAGGAGGAGGAAGAGGAAGAAGAUGAGGAGGAAGAAGAAGAAGAUGAUGAGGAUAGUGAGGGGGAUGAGGAGGAGGAGGAGGAUGAAAAAAGUGAAAGUGAGGAAGAUGUCAAGAAGAAGAAGUCUGCAGUCACCCGAAGACAAAAUUUCAAAAGUUCAUCCAGGAGUAAACAACGGUCUGGUGCCAAAGGUCAGGCGGAGGAGGAGGAGUUCUGGGACGAUGUCUUACCUCAGUACCUUCACCUCAAGUGAACCACCAACCUGGUUGUUGGAAAAAGAAGCAGCAACACAUCAGUCAUGAUCGUGAGACUGACGUAUCAGACCAUCAGCCUGUGGAGGAACUCAGAAGGUCCCAUUUACUUCUCAUGUGCUCCAAAGCGUAGCUGUGACUCAGAUGGCAAAAUGUGACAUGUUAUCAUGGUGUGUGCAUUCUUCUGUGUUCUUUUCUAUUAAAGUCAAUUUCAUAUUUAUUUAUUUGUUCUUGUUGGUUUCGUAUACUCAUUUGUGUUGUCAAAAUGGAUAGAGAAUUGUGUUGCAUCAGCAAGUUUUGGGAAUCAGAUACGUGCAUAUCAUUUACGAGUUCACCGAAAAUAUCGUUGUACGUCCUUCACAAGAAUGUUAAAAUGUGCCAGCGUACAUUCCAAACCCAUCUCUUUGUUGGAUUGUUGCCAUUGCUUUGACCAUGUCUGAGCAGUGGAGCCGUUCGGUUGAUGUGAAAGAUGGGCUAUGCAGGUCUUCCUUCGGAUGGGAGUAAAAAUGAGGACAGGACUGAAGAUGACUGUGAAGAUGAGGAUGUGGACAACGAUGAGGAUGAUGAGGAUGAUGAUGAUGAUGAUGAUGAUGUAGAGGACACCAACAGCGAUGGAGA
Molecule: messenger RNA, 3940 nt
Organism: Synchiropus splendidus (mandarinfish)
Lineage: Eukaryota; Metazoa; Chordata; Actinopteri; Syngnathiformes; Callionymidae
Gene: rpgrb
Product: retinitis pigmentosa GTPase regulator b
Exons: 15
Coding region: 94-3324 (1076 amino acids)
Biological process (GO): ubiquitin-dependent protein catabolic process; protein ubiquitination; visual perception
Cellular component (GO): photoreceptor outer segment
Molecular function (GO): ubiquitin protein ligase activity
Source: RefSeq, a predicted model, not a curated record